Molecule: messenger RNA, 7438 nt
Organism: Archocentrus centrarchus (flier cichlid)
Lineage: Eukaryota; Metazoa; Chordata; Actinopteri; Cichliformes; Cichlidae
Product: pleckstrin homology domain-containing family A member 5-like
Exons: 31
Coding region: 45-4568 (1507 amino acids)
Cellular component (GO): cytosol
Molecular function (GO): phosphatidylinositol-4-phosphate binding; phosphatidylinositol-5-phosphate binding; phosphatidylinositol-3,5-bisphosphate binding
Source: RefSeq, a predicted model, not a curated record
CCCAUGCCUGUAGUAAACCAGAGCAGUAAAGCUCUCAACUAGACAUGGCGGCGGAUCCUAAGCCGGACUGGCUCUCUUGCCUUCCCUCUUCUUGGAGUUAUGGGGUGACUCGGGAUGGACGCAUAUUCUUCAUCAACGAAGAAGCAAAGAGUACAACCUGGUUGCAUCCAGUUACAGGAGAAGCUGUCAUCACGGGGCACAGAAAAACCCCAGAUUUACCAACAGGAUGGGAGGAAGGAUAUACAUUCGAGGGAGCUCGCUGCUUCAUCAACCACAAUGAGCGAAAGGUGACCUGUAAGCACCCAGUGUUAGGGGUCCCCUCACAAGACAACUGCAUCUUUGUGAUCAAUGAACAUGUGAGUUAUGGAAAACUUGUUCACCCUGACAAACCUCUAGAGGCUCUCACCAGACCAGCUCCCAAGGCUUUGUCAGAGCAGGGAAGCAGCACUGACAAGAAGGAGCGACCCAUGAGCACCAUGAGUGAAGCUUCAAACUACACAGGUGGCUCUGAUUACAGCACCUUCCCCGGCAGCCCAGCCACCACAGUCACUACUGCCACCACCACUUCCACCUCAUCUACACGGCCUUCAAGGUCUUCCAAAAAAGUCCACAACUUUGGCAAGAGGUCCAACUCAAUCAAGAGGAACCCCAACGCUCCAGUGGUGAAGAGCAGCUGGCUUUACAAACAGGACAGUACAGGCAUGAAGCUGUGGAAGAAGAGGUGGUUUGUUCUGUCAGACAUGUGCCUCUUCUAUUACCGCGAUGAAAAAGAAGAUAGCAUCCUGGGAAGCAUCCUGUUGCCCAGCUUUCACAUCUCCAUGUUGUCGGUGGAUGACCACAUCAGCAGGAAAUAUGCCUUCAAAGCCACUCAUCCCAACAUGCGAACAUAUUAUUUCUGCACUGACACAGCCAAAGAGAUGGAGUCCUGGAUGAAAGUCAUGACGGAUGCUGCUCUUGUCCACACUGAACCAGUCAGAAGGUUGGACAAGUUGAAAGUAGACCAACAGGCACCUCAAGAGUUGAACAACUUGCUGAACCACAGAGUCCUCACAAGGCCUGAGAUCCAGAACAAUGAACGCAAUCGAGAACCUGUGAGACAUCAUUGCCUAUCGCGGGUUGAUGACAAACGGCAAAAAGAUGUCGAGAAACACAAUGGCCAGAGGGAGCAAGAGUACUACACUUUACAGAGAGAUGGAGAGAAGUAUUCACUGAAGAAAGACGGCGUGAGCUACAUGCUGCAGAAAGAUGGAGAAAGGUAUCUCCUGCACAAGGAUGGAGAGAAGUACCUCUUGCGAAAGGAUGGGGAGAAAUACUCACUGCAGAAAGAUGGAGAAGUAUAUACAAUUCACAGAGAUCUGGAGAAGUAUGGUGUUCAGAAGAUGGAUGAUAAACACAUAGUGACACCAGCAGAGGAGAAAUAUGCACCUUCCAAAGAUGCAGAAAAGUAUCUGCUCACAAAAGAUGGAGAAAAGUAUGCACUGCAAAAAGUGGGUGACCGGCACACACUCCAGAAAGAUGGACAGAAACAUGUUCCUCAGAAGGAGGUUAAGAGACAGCUGUCGUUAAAGGAGACAGAAAGGUUUAGCACAAUGAGGGAGAAGGACAAUAAAUAUGGUACUAUACAAGUUUUGGACAAAUACGGCACUCUAAAAGCAGUGAAGAAAUACAGCACGUUACGAGAGGGGGAUAAAUACGCUACUCUGAGGGAUGCAGAGAAGUAUGCUGCAGUUCAUGAUGGGGAUAAAUAUGGCUUUCAGAGAGACCCAAGUGCUGAGAGGUCUCUAACUAAAAUUAGCAGCAUCAAGCUACAGCCAGCUCAGGCUGCUGCCAUUGCAGCUGCAGUGUCUGCAUCUCGCCAGAACCAGGCCAACCUCAAUGCCCAGAAACCUGCACAAGUCAGUGGCUCAGGGUCUGGAGCCGGAGAGCAGCAUAGGGAUUGCAGCCCCACAGAGGUGGAUGGCAGCCUGGCCAGGGUUCCUGUAAAGUCUCCAGUUCUAGUCCAGGAUCCAGAAAGGGGCUUGUCCAGGACCAACUCCAUACAGCAGUUGGAACAUUGGAUCCAUUCACAAAGGAAAGGACUGGACGAUACGAGGAGUGUUACAUCAUACCAGACCUUACCGAGAAACAUGCCCAGUCACCGUGCCCAGAUUGUGCCCCGCUACCCUGAGGGGUAUCGCACGUUGCCCCGCAACAGCAUGAUGAGGCCCGACAGCAUUUGCAGUGUGGCAGGCUUGGUAUAUGACCGGGCCCUCCGUCCAGCCUCCACCUCUGCUGUCACCACAGCAGAGAAGAGGAGGUCAAUGAGGGAUGACACUAUGUGGCAGCUGUACGAGUGGCAGCAGAGGCAGGCCUUCUCCAGGCAAAGUUUGGCUCAACCAACAGCUGUGAGUCAUUACGGCACGCUUCCCAGCAUAAAGACCAUGGGCAACAUCUCCGAACAUGUGGCGCACUCCAUUCCCACUUCUCCAUCUCAUGGCUCCCUGGCUCUGUGUAGCACCUUCUCCCCUCCUCACCAGCAGGUCACUCAAAACCCUAACAGCUCCCACUCUGAGGUUUCCUCGCCCAUAUUCAAGGGAGACACGACUCUCGAUCGCCGGCACAGGACACAGCUAGCCAAGUAUGGUUACACGCCCGAUCGACGAUCUAUUGCAGCCAGCGUCCCGUCUCAGACCGUCACCCCACAGUCACUGCAAGGCAAGACGCCAGAGGAGCUGACACUGCUGCUCAUCAAGCUCCGCCGACAGCAGGCGGAGCUCAACAGCCUGCGGGAACACACAGUAGCUCAACUAAUGGCCUUGGGUAUGGAAGGGCCCAACGCAAAGACUGAUGUUCUCUCCCAUCACCUCCAGAGGAACCUUGUAUACCUGGAAAGCCAGACGAAGGAGAAUGAGCCUGUAAUCUUCAUGAUUCACACUAUGAUUGAGAACUCUGCACCAAGGCCGCAACUCUACCAGCAAAUCAGUCCAGACGACUACAAAGACAGCUCCUUCAUCCAGCGCACGGAGGAGGCUGACAUAGACACAAAGCUGAGCAGACUGUGUGAGCAGGACAAAGCAGUGAGGAUGCAGGAGGAGAAACUACAGCAGCUGCACAGAGAGAAGCACACUCUGGAGACAGCCCUGCUGUCUGCCAGUCAGGAGCUGAGCGAACAAAGCGGCUCCAAUGCUGCCUCCACGCAGAGCCUGGUCCAACAGAGAGACGUGCUGCAGAAUGGCCUGCUCAGCACCUGCAGGGAGCUGUCCAGAGUCAGCACUGAGCUGGAGCGCUCUUGGAAGGAGUAUGACCGGCUGGAGGCAGAUGUUACUCUGGCCAAGUCCAACCUGCUGGAACAGCUGGAGGCCCUGGGUCGACCACAGACAGAACCUCCAAGUCAGCAGCACAUUCAGAUCCAGAAGGAGCUGUGGAGGAUCCAGGACGUGAUGGAGGCACUGUCAAAAAAUAAACCACAGCGGAGCAUAAACAGCUCAGGUUUUCCUGGUUCAAAGCCACUCUCCAGUCUGCAGAAGAAUGAGCAAGCUCCAGACUACCGGCUGUACAAAAGUGAGCCUGAGCUGACCACAGUGAAGGAGGAAGUGGACGAGGCCAACGGUGAGGACAAGGACAAGACCGAGACCGAAAGUAAAGAAACUGCAUCGUCAAAAGUGUCCCCAUACCCAGUGGGUGUCGUCCCUCCCAGAACCAAAUCCCCAAUGAGCCCUCCCGAGUCCUCCACCAUUGCCUCCUAUGUUACCCUGAGAAAGAUCAAGAAACCUGAAUCCAGAUCUGAUCGUCCCAGAAGUGCUGUGGAUCAGAUAGGCUUUGGCGAGAGGGAGGUGGGCAGAACGAGGAUGAGUGUGGAGGAACAGCUGGAGCGAAUACGAAGGAAUCAGGAGGCCUCGUCGCUCCGUGAGAAGAAGAGGGAAACCCCAUCCCGGUCACCCUCCUUUAGCAGAGACAAUCCAUUUCAUAUCCUGCAGAGUCGGGUCCCGGCAGAGGGCGGGGCCUGUGCAGACACUGUGGAGCUGGAGGCUGCUCUACAGCAGCUGAAGGUGGCUUACAAGGAGCAGAGCAGGAGCAUGGUGGCCAUUGAGGCUGCAGGAACUUGCACAGAGAGAACGCCGACUGCAUCAAAGGAGGUCCACAGAGAAGAGAAGGUGAAAAAUGGCAAAUGUGAGGAAGUCAAUCAGGACAGAGACAUGAACCUGGAGAGUGUGAAGGAGCCACAGGCUGAGAUCAGCAGGACAGAUAAUGAGCUGUGUGAGAGCCAGAGGGUGGUGAUACUGGACCUGGGCAUGGAGCCUCAGCAUGUGGAGAUUGUGAACUUGCAGCCCUUUGAGGAUGAUGAAAGCAGAGAGCAAGAUCUGACCAGCUCACCUACAAACACCACCACUGAGAACAGCUGUAGCUUCCAGACUCCUGAGCCCGAGACUCCCAGCCCAGAGCCCAAGGAUGAAGAGAUGGAUGUGACACAACAGUCCACCAGAGAGAAGAACCUGGAGUCAUACAACCAGCUGACAACAGACAACAAGAAACACAACAACAAUAUGUUGGCAUCACAGACAUUCACUUUGGUGGGGAGUGAUACGUGAGAAUGCCACUUCAACAUCCCCACUGGCAUCCCAUAGAGCUCAGAUGUAGCCAGCCAGCACAGAGCAUGCUCCAUGGCUUCCUGCAUUUACGAUGAAAUAUGUUGACACUACUGUUAUAUGCCUACGCAGAGACUUAGAGGAUGACGAGUUUGCAGACUGACCGACACCGAGACAACCAGCCAUCACAUCCAGAGAGGCAGAUGUUCUGGAUCUUUAGCGCUUGUUAGAUCUGCCCAUACUUAUAUGUUCUUAGGCAAAACAAAGUAUGUCCCCAAACAUUUCUGCAUACACCAGGACUGUAAAAUGGUUUGGAGUAAAAUGAUAUGCUUCAACUGAAAAAUAUUUGAACGAGCCCAGAAACUACAAUAAAUUCUUCUUCAGAGUUCUUAACAGCAAGCACUCAGAGGCCGUUAUUGUUUCCACAAAUGUUGGUAAACUGUGUAAAAUAUUAAAAACAGAAUGCAAGUUCAACUUAAAAAUAUCACUUAUUACAUGUUUAAAUUAAUAUAUUUAAUUGUUUUUAAAAUUACAUGUGAUACCAGCAACAUGUUUCAGAAAGUUGGAACAUGGGGGACGAGUUAUUGUAAGAAUGUUUCGAUGGUCUCAGGAUCAGAGAGGCUCAGUCUGUAUCAGAGUCAGACACAUGGUAAACAAUGUCUGAGCACGACAAAUGUGUUUCAUCAUUAACAUCAUUAAAGGACUGAAAAGAUCCUCUGAGGGAAUCAUGUUUACAGCAUGGCUCCACGUGGCACUGCUGCCUGCCUGCAGUUCAGACCGUAAACCUACUGAAAACAUCUACAGCAGUGAAAUGAAAACUCAACAAUGUGGAGCAGCUAAAGCCCACAGGAACACCAUCAGCUCUGGAGAGCAGAGCCAUCACUCCCCUAAGUCUCCAGAAGCUUAUCGAGUGUUAAGAGGAGUGAACUUGUCCCAGUUUUUCUAAACAUGUUUCAGGCAUCGAAUUCAAUAUAUUCUCCAAAAAAUCUAGUUUCUCUGUUUUAAAAUGAAAUAUGAGCUUUAAAUGAUCAGUGUUUUAAUUCCAUUUUGCACAGUGUCCCAACUUUUUUGGGAAUGAUGUAAACAGGGAGCAGUAAACUGGACUAGGUGACCAAACCAUGCAUCAGUGUGGCCUAACAGCUUAAUAGGAAACAGGGGGAGCCCCUCGUUUUCUGUUUUAAUAAAAAGGAAAAGUUGCUGUCUUGUAGGGCUUUUCCACAGAGAACGAAGCCCCUGCUCUUGGGUAGGUUUGGUUUCACCUGGAAAAGGGUUUAGACCUCACAGGGUUAACGGACACACCUACAGAAGGAACCACGAGAUGGAUCGUGUCCAAGAUAGUCACUGCAGAACCAUCAUCUUAUAACACAUGGCUCCUUUCUGACCUCAGUACAGCCAAUCUUAGCAGGAAGUGGUUGUGAAUGGCAGCUCUUCAGAAGAUGAUCCCUCUAAUCUAGAGUGAUGCAGUGUAAGGCAGACAGUCUGCCUUACACUGCAUCUCAAAAUCAGACAAGCUUCUGAUUUUGAGUUAGAAAACUGAACUGUUUCUUUGGCAGGCUGGCUGAGCUCAGGCUACAUGAUACUGUUGCACUGGUCACUGUGUCAGAUUAGCCAAUCACAGAGACAGGAAACUGCCUGUUCACGGUCACCUGUGUUUGGGAGUGAGGGUGAAAAUGAAGGAGAUCCUUCCAGGUUACUGAUGUUCAAACCUUCGCCCAUGUUUGAGCCUGUUUAGCUUUGCAGUAGCUGAAUAUAAACUCAGAUUAUUCACCUUCAUUUGUUAAAUGAUACUUGGAUAUUUAUCUGAUGAGGGUGAAUAACAUGAAACAUUCAGGAAACCUCAUCUAUUGACUGUAUUGCCUUUGAUUUUUCACCGCUGUGACCGAAUGUCGAUGGUUUUUCUCCAAAAUGCCAUGAAAGAAUAUUUGUGUGUAUUUCUGGGCAGAACAUGAAACUAAACCAUUGUACAGUCUUAAAGUUUUAUGUGUGACUUGUUUUGGACCUAAUGUAGCCCCAUAAACCUGUGUUGCCAAAUACAUAUAAAUACACAUUAAUAUACAGAUCUUUUGCUACCUUACUAUGUACUAAAGUCAUCCUAACAUAAUAAUUAUUCAAUAAUUAAUAUGGGAUGUUAGCUGUUCCUGUGUUGCUAGCGGUGAGUGUACAGCUGUAAAUACGAGCACCUGAAGUGUGAGCGCAGACGGGCGAAGCACCAACAUACACAUGCAGUGCUUUACUUUAACCCUCAGUGGCUGCUGAUCCAUGCUGAUUGUAACCUGCUCCCAUCAGGAUUCUGAGUUUCUUCUGUUUCCAACUUUUACACCUGCUACAUAACAGAUUGUCCUUCAUUUUAAUAUACGUAUAUAAAUGAUAUAAUAUAUGAACAUAAAGCUGAUUUUUUUACUUCAACAAGGUGCCACUUCAUACUGCUGCUUUUCCUCUUUUUGACAAAGUAUCUUACUUGUGGUUAUUUAUAUGGAGCAGAUGGUUCCUGAUGUCCCCUCAGAGCCACACACAGUGUGUGAAUGAGUUGAGUUUGCGGUCUGCUUUCUGUUUGUGCGUCUUUUUGAUUUUCCUCGCUUUGGUUUACAUUAGUUAGAAAAUGCACAUUAAAAGGAUCCUUAGUUUGAAUCUGUCCUAAGUGGUGAAAAAUCAGAGAAUAGCACAUGUACAAAGCAAUAAGCAGGUCUUUGAAGCCCCAGGUCAUUAAAAUAAAAUUAAGAGAUGUAUAAACUGUAAAAAAAAAUAAAAAAAAAUAAACCAAAACAAAAACCAGACAAAAUAGCAUAAUUUAUGUAUACACUGAAAAGAAGAGUGACUAUUAUAACUAUAAGAAGGUAUUCUUAAUAUUAGAGUCAAUAUGCAAAAAGUUCAUA